This is a messenger RNA of Cyprinus carpio (common carp), 1252 nucleotides long. RefSeq names its product homeobox protein GBX-1-like. Gene Ontology annotation, cellular component: nucleus. Gene Ontology annotation, biological process: regulation of nervous system development; regulation of transcription by RNA polymerase II. Lineage: Eukaryota; Metazoa; Chordata; Actinopteri; Cypriniformes; Cyprinidae. Gene Ontology annotation, molecular function: RNA polymerase II transcription regulatory region sequence-specific DNA binding; DNA-binding transcription factor activity, RNA polymerase II-specific. The record is from RefSeq and is a predicted model, not a curated record.
GAAGAUGGAUGAGUCUCCAGGGCAACUCCCCCUUCUAUCCUCUUGUACUGAUGAUAACUGAGAGAGAGAGAGAGAGAGCGAGAGAGAGAGAGAAGGGUGUGCGUGUGUGUGUUUAUGUCUCAGUAUGUGACAAAUAGAGGCUGAGACACUGAGAGCUCCAGACAAAAAAACGCAUCAGGUCUGUCAGUUGGACGGCGAGGACCCUACAGCACCAUCAGGAUAACCGUGGACCACAUUUGGGUGAUUUGUCUCAGAAGGCCACUGCACGGGAUUUAUACGACCAGACCGCGCUCAGUUCACCAUGCAGAGACCGAGCGGUCCAGGCACGGCGUUUUCCAUUGAUUCUUUGAUUGGCACUCCACAGCCCCGGCCGGGGCCUAUGCUCUACACGGGCUACCCGAUGUUUAUGCCGUACCGACCGCUUAUGAUUCCACAAGCCCUGUCUCAUUCGUCAUUACCGUCGGGUAUCCCUCCCUUGGCACCGCUGGCAUCGUUCGCGGGGCGCCUGACCAACACUUUUUGCGCGGGGUUGGGGCAGGGGAUGCCCUCCAUGGUGGCGCUCACCACCACCCUGCCCAGUUUCUCGGACCCUCCAGAUAGUUUCUAUCCCCCGCAGGAGAUGCCGGGACCCCGGUUAGGCGCGGACGGGACGGGGAUGAACCGGCAGGAGAGCCCGCAUGACGAGCUCAAGGGCUCUGAACUUCUCAAUUUCACGGAAACUUUUCAGGCGGUUGCAGGCGAAACCAAGCUCUACAGUUCAGAUGAUGAGAAACUGGACCUGAAAUCAGCGGAGGCCGCGUGCAGUGACAGGGAGGACAGUUCAGCCGACAGCGAGAACGAAAGCUUCUCCGACGGGAACACCUGCGCUUCAGCGUCCCAGAAAAGCAAACUCAAAGGCGGCUCACAGGACGCGUUACCGCCGGGCGGCUCGGCGGGAAAGAGCCGGAGGAGGCGGACUGCUUUCACUAGUGAACAGCUGCUGGAACUCGAGAAGGAGUUUCACUGUAAGAAAUAUCUGUCCCUCACCGAGCGCUCGCAGAUCGCGCACGCGCUCAAACUCAGCGAGGUCCAGGUCAAAAUCUGGUUCCAGAACCGCAGGGCCAAAUGGAAACGGAUCAAAGCCGGGAACGUCAACAACAGAUCCGGGGAGCCCGUCCGGAACCCCAAAAUCGUUGUGCCCAUUCCCGUGCACGUCAACAGGUUCGCGGUUCGGAGUCAGCAUCAACAGAUCGAACCGGGCAGCAGGCCAUGA